Molecule: messenger RNA, 780 nt
Organism: Aspergillus fijiensis CBS 313.89
Lineage: Eukaryota; Fungi; Ascomycota; Eurotiomycetes; Eurotiales; Aspergillaceae
Product: non-canonical purine NTP pyrophosphatase
Exons: 7
Coding region: 25-582 (185 amino acids)
Biological process (GO): nucleoside triphosphate catabolic process
Cellular component (GO): cytoplasm
Molecular function (GO): nucleoside triphosphate diphosphatase activity
Source: RefSeq, a predicted model, not a curated record
CAAGACAGUCACCAAACACUCAUCAUGCUAACUCUCACCCUGGUCACCGGCAACAGGCACAAGAUCUCUGAGCUCAAUGCAAUCUUAGGCAGCUCAGCCAUCUUAAAUUCAAUCGACCUCGAUCUGCCCGAGAUCCAGGGCACCGUGGAAGAAAUCACCCGGGAAAAAUGCCGUGUGGCCGCCGAGAAGAUCGCUGGUCCGGUCCUAGUCGAGGACUCUGCGCUGGAAAUGCAUGCUCUGAACCGUCUGCCGGGGCCUUAUGUUAAGGCUUUUGUAGAGAGCGUCGGCAACGAGGGCCUCUACAAGAUGCUUGCUGCUUUUGAGGAUAAGACCGCCGAAGCCGUCUGUACCAUAGGCUAUUCUGCAGGACCAGGGGCCGAGCCAGUCCUCUUCCAGGGGAGGCUAUUGGGCAAGAUAGUCCCCGCGAGGGGUGCCUCCUCGUUUGGGUGGGAACCCAUCUUCGAACAUGGCGGGGAGACAUUGGCCGAGAUGGAUGUGGACAAGAAGAAUGGACUGUCUCAUCGAUUCAACGCCGCGCAGAAGUUGAGCGAGUGGUUGAAACGGAAUGAAGGGACGGUAUAGUCCAUAUGAAACUUACAAACAAGCAGCCCGACCCCAAUCGAUAGAAUAGAAUUUCCAUGUUCCAAAUUGGUCAUGUGUCAAACCUACCUAGCGUUCUUUCAUAGAUUGGAAGUAAAAUGAAGAGACCAGGCCAGUUCCACGUUAUUGCUACAUCAUAUGGGCUUCCAAGGCAAACUCCUCCCGCAAUACAUCGGACAA